AUGUCGCCUUGCAAAAAACAUGAUCAAGAGCGCGAGGAGCCGCCGCGCGAGGACACAAGUUGCCGGCCCAACUCUAUUCAGCAGCUCAACCCACCAGCAACACGAGGGAGCCUGGGAAUCAAUUUGGCAGCAUCAGUAGACAUCACACUCAUCGACACCAGUGUCCGCAAAAUCCCAACUGGAGUUACAGGACCUGUUUAUUCUGCUACCAGUGCACUUGGUGCUUUGUUGAUUGGGAGAUCAUCUGCUGGAAUUGCUGGACUUAUUGUUCUCCCAGGAGUCAUCGAUGCUGAUUAUAUUGGUGAAAUCCAAGUGUGUGCCUACACUCUAGCUCCUCCACUUACAAUCAAAAGGGGAACAAAAAUUGCUCAAUUGGUGUUGUUUCAAAAGGUGGCAACUGAGAAGAUAUUUUUCAAAGUGCUCCUGAACGCGGAGCCAAAGGAUUUGGGUCAACGGGAGACACAGUGGUGA
Pseudopodoces humilis (Tibetan ground-tit) is the source of this 471-nucleotide messenger RNA. NCBI's taxonomy places the organism in Eukaryota, Metazoa, Chordata, Aves, Passeriformes, Paridae. The record is from RefSeq and is a predicted model, not a curated record.